CCAGGGCCACGUCUACAGCUAGCCUAGCUUCCACGUUAGCAUUCCUACCAUUAAGUUAGCUGGCUAGCCUAACUUAGCUCUACAUGUCCUGCUGCAGACACUUCUUAGCUAGUUGCAUAAUACAGUAAACAUACCAUUUGUCAUAUUUGCAGUUUUCUCUUUGACGAUGUUAUAUGACUGUUUCUUUCUUUAAAUUACAUAUCCAUCAUGUAUUCUAGCAUGGGAAUAUAAAGCAGUCCGCUUCGCACUCAGUCGCGUGACAUUUCCGGUUUCACUGGUUUGGCUUGCUAACUUCUUUCACGUUUUAUAUUUGUCGUUGUCCAUCUAGCAUUACUGCCAUCUACUGGAAUAUAUGACUCACAGCUCCCUGCACACCAACCUGAAAUUUAAACUUGUCCAGAAAACCAUUUUAUUGAUAAACAAUAAUAAAUUCCAUAAAUUGACAACACAAGUGAACACAGGGCAACCUUCCUCAGUAUGCGUCAGUGUACAUAAUUUAACAGAUUGUAGUCUAACAGACCAUGUAGUAUGUUUGUAUAGUAUCCAUGACCAUGGUCAACAUCUAUUAGAAGGAAAUUGAAUGUUAUAUUGUCUGGAGAAUGUAUUACCAACAAAUGGACAGGACUGUUAAUAGACACAUAUACCACAUGAGAAGGCAGAACGAAAUAUGCUCACAACAACAUUUCUCACAGGAUAUGGCAAGCACACUGUACUCUGACAUAUUUGACAUGGAGACAGUACCUACAGUGGAAGGAAGACAAGCGUAUAGGAUUAACAAAGUGGUGAAAAAUGCUGGCUCUGCUGCAGCUCUGAACCUGGACACACCGUGGGCGGCACAGAGGGAAGGAUGAGGAUUAAACUGAGUUUCCACCCACACUGCAACGAGCUUCCACCUCCACCUCAUUCCCUGCGGUCCACCAUGGAGCAAUUUGUGUUGACAGCCAUCAGACAUUCCCGGGUGCUUUCUGUCCAAAUAACCUCAGUCUCAGCCAGUCAAGACAGUACUGAAUCAGGGUACCUGCACUGCAUCACAGCUCUCUUUUCAGCAAUGCGUCUCUACCAUAGUACACAGGUAUCACAAAAAAUGGUUCUUCGAAAUAGAAGAGAGGGACAUCGCUGGCGGAUGGUCCCACCACACCAGGGGACUGAGUGUCAACAACAGGAGGGCGGUGACCUCAUCAAACCCAGGAAGCUGCCAAAUCCAGUCCUGGCUUCCCACCAACACCGAGCCCUUCACCAAGAGCUGCUAUUCUGCCACAGAAGAGGUCUACUGCCCAGAAAAAGGACAGAGCAGCAGUGUGUGCUGGAGCGCAGACAGCAAGAGCAGAACAAGCAGAGCGAGCUGGCCCUCUGUCCUCCCUCUGACCUGGAGAUGAAACUCUUUGCAAGGCAGCAGACAAUGCAAGUCUAUGAGCUGGAGGAGGAGAAGAGGAGUGAGAGCCUGCAGAACGAACCUGAGUUUGUUCGUGUGAGACGAACCCUGAAGUGUAUCCAAACCUUUUCCUAGUGACGAGCACAGUAAAUGGACAAAUGAAUUCAUCACAGAUUGGCAAUUGAAUAUAUUUCGGAUUGGAUUAAUCAAAAUUCAGCUCCCUUAUUUUAAUACUAAUGUUUAAGCAUAAUGGAUCAUGUAAAUUCACACGGCAGUUUGGAAUUUCCCAAUGUAACAUGCUUGAUGUCCAUCAUCCAUCCAUCUUCAUCUGCUUAUCCUGGGUCCGGUCGCGGGGGCAGCAGCUCCAGCAGGGGACCCCAAACUUCUCUUUCCCGAGCCACAUUAGCAUAUAUUAUUAUUAUAUUAUACGUCAGGCCACAUGCUUGAUGUAGUUCCUCUAAAACCUGGGUUGUGUAAAAUCAAAGCAUGUUUUUACAAUUGAAACAUUUCUAAAUAUAACAGCUAUAGAAGUAAGGCAAUUUUAUUUAGUAUUAUAUUAGUAUUUGGUAUUUUUUUAAAAAGCAUUUUGUGAAGUCCUCAUGGUAGCAAUUCUGGCUUUUGUAGAGAAGUGUACAACAUGCAUUCAUUUGAAUAUGACAUAUCCUUUCAAACAAUGAAUACAUAAGAAUAUAAGUGACAAAAAUACAUUUAAAAUGUUUAAUAAAACAUCCAGGGAGGCUGACCAUGUACGUCAAAACACUGAAACUUAAAAGCUGAAUUGAAUCAGAAUCUGCUAGUGACAACAGCGAGAGAACGGUUAUGUCAUUAUUCACAAAAACGCAACAGCAGUCUGAAAAUGAGCUCGGUCGUAUGUUGCUCCUUUUGCAGCUUUCCUUUUGUUGUCGUUUGUGCUCUAACGUAUCGUACCCUUUAAUCAACGCUGUACACAUUUCACAAGUUUUAGGACACAGCUACUGACAUCACAGGGUAAGUUCAGGUUGGAGAGCUUAACAUCAGAAAACAAAGUAAUCACUGAAUAAUGAUUGGUGGACUGUAAAAUGAUGUUUCGCGUUUAAAAAAGUGACCAAGUGCCAGCUGCUAGUCUAUAUCAAGUUUCUCGAUCUGAAUCUGUGGUGCGCUCCAAACAAACAUUCAUAAAAUAACUUGGUAUCUCUGCACAGUAAAUGUGCGUAUGUAUGACCUAAACUUUAAAGUGAGACUGUUGCAGUAUAAGGAAUAAGAAGGCCUGCUGAAUAAAACACAUUCAACCAU
Messenger RNA from Micropterus dolomieu (smallmouth bass), 2644 nucleotides. Its product is annotated as protein FAM107B. Bases 848 to 1507 code for a protein of 219 amino acids. The transcript is spliced from 6 exons. Lineage: Eukaryota; Metazoa; Chordata; Actinopteri; Centrarchiformes; Centrarchidae. The record is from RefSeq and is a predicted model, not a curated record.